Molecule: messenger RNA, 2143 nt
Organism: Ipomoea nil (Japanese morning glory)
Lineage: Eukaryota; Viridiplantae; Streptophyta; Magnoliopsida; Solanales; Convolvulaceae
Product: 5E5 antigen-like
Exons: 2
Source: RefSeq, a predicted model, not a curated record
AUGCCGAAAAGGGAAAGGUGUGGGAAAGAAGGGGGGAGAGGAGAAAUGAGGAGAAGGAAGGGCGGGGGAACUGCGGCAGGCGGCCCGCCGCGAGAGGAGUCGGGAAGGGGAGCAAGGUCCGCAGGGGGUGGCGAAGGGCGAAGGGAGGGGGGGAAGGGAAGGGCCCCGGAGCGGCAGAACGCGGGAAGGGGAGGGAGGGACGGAGGAGAGAGAGGGGGAAUGCAGGGGGAGAGGAUGAAAGAGGCGGCGAAAGGAGGGAAGAGGUGGGAGCAGGGAAGGGCGAGGAGGCCGACGAGGAGGGAGGGGAGACGGGAAAGCACAAGCAAGGACAGGGCACGAGGAAGGGAAAGCGGAGCCGACGAGACAACCGACGAGGGAGGGUGGGCGGAAAGGAGGGCGCAAACCAAGGAGGCGAGGGGGGAACGCGGACGAAGAACCCACGAAAACCGGAAAAGGCAAAAGGCGAAGGAGGGACCGGGACGCCGCCAAACCAGGGACAGCGGCGAGCAAAGCAGAGGACGCCGGACAAGGGGAGGGAAGCAAGAACGACGGAGCCCAGGGGGCGAAGCAAAAGGGGGAAGAACACAGGCGCGCCAGACGGCAAGGGGCAGGAAGGACCCACAAGGAAAGGAGGGGACGCGGAAAGGCGCCGAGGCAGCCCACAACGAGAGGGGGAACCGACGGCGCGGGAAAAGAAAAAGGGCACGCAAGGACACCGGCAGCAGGAAAAAGAACACAAACAGGGCACAACAAGGCCGAACCGCGGGGAAGACAGGAAGGCGGACGAAGAAGGGCAGCCACGAAAGAGGAGAGGAAAGGCAAGAAGAAGAGAAAGGCAACCCAAAGGCCAGCGACGCCAAGAGACGGGGGGAAGAAGGGGGGAAGGGCGCCCGAAGAGAGGGCGGGGUGGACCCAACGCGGGCAAGACCGGGGGCGCAGGAAAGAAGGAAGGGGGAAGCACCACGGGAAAGGCCCGCAAGAAAGAAGAGAAGGAGGAAACCGGAGCCGGGGAAGCAAGGGCGAACAAGGAGCGGAAAGGCAAGCAAGCACCAACACCAAGGAAGGAGGAGCAGCAGCGCGGCGGCGCAGCGGGAGCAAAGCAGCGAACCAGAGGAGGCACGGGGAGCGAGAAACCGGAACCCAGCCGAGCCGAAGGCCGGGCCCGCCCGCGGAAAAGCGGCCCCGGCCGGAGGGCAAAACCCGGGCGACCCGGCAGACCCCAGGCGCAAGCCCAGGGGGAACGAGGCCAGACAAGGGGCAACCGCACAACCGAAGGGGCAACCGCGAAAACGGGAGCCGAAGGCCGGAAGGCACCGGGGCCGCAAGGGGGAAACCCACGCGCGGAGCCCGGGAAACCGAAGCGGGCCCAAAAACCCAACACACAGAGGCGGGCAAGGAGACAAGGGCCCCGGGGAAGACCGGCGCGAGAGGACCACGGGGCGGCGCGGACGCGGGAACCCGGCAAGGAGGGCCAAGCGGCGGGGACGAAGCGGCGCGGAAGGGGGGGAGAGGGGAACACCCCGGGGACGGCCGGCAAGCCCGGAGGAAGGAGGGAAGGAAGCCCGGGAAGAAGAAGGAAAGAGGAGGGAAGGAGGGGAGGGGGACCGGGAAGGAAGGAGGAAGGGCCACCAGGAACCGGGGACCCGGGCCCGAAGAAGAGCGGAAGCCGGGGAGGAAGAAAGGAAGGAGGCCGGGACGAGGCAGAGGAGGAGGAGGAGCCGCGGGAAGGAAGAGGGGCCACGAGGGACCAGGGACCCGGAGCCCGAAAACAAGCCCGAGCCCGAGAAGGAAGAGAAGGAGGAAACCAGACCAGGCAGGCCCGAACGAGGAGGCGGAAAGAGAGAAAGAGGGAACGGAGGAGGCACCGAGAAGCCCCACCACAAGAAGCGCGCACCACCCAAAGAGGGCCAAGAAGCCCCGGAGGAGAAAGCAAGAAAGCAAGAAAGCGGAAAGAAAGAGCCGGCAGAGCCAAGGAAGGAAGGAAGGCGAAGAGGGAACCCAGGGCGCAACAAAACCGAGGGGCAGAGCGAGGAGGCCCCCGGAGGGGGCCCCCAGAGGAGGGGGAGAGGGCGAGGAGAGGAGGAGGAGGAGGGAGGGAGGGAGGAGCCCAGGAGGGAGCGGGAGAAGCGGGAGAGGGGGAGAG